GCUCCUCUUCAGACCUUCUACAUGCACUUCCUGCUGUUUUCCGCUUUACGCUGCUCCACAUCCUCUGGCGCAUGCAGAGCCGAAUUCAAUUUUGCGCCAGUUUCACGGACGCUUUUUGUCAAAAGUGAAAAAUAAACUUCACAUUUCUGCUCGUUUUCCUAUAGAAGAUAUCGAGGUGUUUAGUAUUCUCCUGCUUCUGCGUCUUCUGUUCUUCGAGUUUCCCCUUCUCGUACCCCACUGCUCUCCGUCUCCUCCGGCUUUCGUCCGUCCUCUCCGCUCUCAGAAGAGUUUCCUUUUCCUUUUGUCGGCGUUUCCUCACCGAAAUGGGGGAUUCGCCUUCUCCCGAUCCCCCCGAGACGUUUCGGGUGACAGUGGAGUUCUGCGGAGGUUUAGAGCAGCUCACGAAGGCGAAAGCAAAGACGCUUGCUCUCAAGUUUUCUGCUUCCUCGCGGCGCGGCUGCUCUGCAGGGUCUGAAGGAGGGUGCGGGACAAAUGGCCGAGCGGCCACAGUGAAGAUGUAUCAGCUGGUUUCUUUCCUAAGUUCGUAUGUAGUUGUCGAAAAGCCUGAACUGUUUGCCGAGGCGUACGAGCCUGCCGCUUCUGAGGAGGAGGGCGAGGCGAGGCAGAUGUAUGAAGAAGAGAGAAGAGAACUCGCGAAAGAGACGCAGGAAACACAACUGCUGUUCUCCAGUGACCUUCUGCUCUCGACGACGCUGUCGCCGAUGCGAAUCAAGCCAGGCAUUCUCGCUCUCGUAGACGAUGUCGACGUCGAAGUUCUUGGAGGCAUGGAGGCUCCUGUUCCACCUGGAAGCUGUGUUACUUUCAUCUCCACUCUACACGGUGGAUAAACUCACUUUUCCACUCUCGGACUCCUCUCAGAGAGAUAUGCACCGCAGACACACAUAUCUCAAAGUUGCAUU
Molecule: messenger RNA, 920 nt
Organism: Toxoplasma gondii ME49
Lineage: Eukaryota; Apicomplexa; Conoidasida; Eucoccidiorida; Sarcocystidae
Product: ubiquitin related modifier protein
Exons: 1
Coding region: 324-848 (174 amino acids)
Biological process (GO): protein urmylation; tRNA thio-modification
Cellular component (GO): cytoplasm; nucleus
Molecular function (GO): protein tag activity
Source: RefSeq, a predicted model, not a curated record